AAGGAGCAGCAGCAGCAGACCCUGGAAGAGCAGCGACCGAGGCAGCAGCAGCCGAAGGCAGAGAAAGAGCAACGAAAGCAGCAACAAAAUCAAAGGUUAAUCCCGGUCCCACGAUGCCCGCUGCUGCUGCUGCUGCUGCUGCUAACGCUGCUAAUUGUUGGCCAAGCAGUUUACGCUGCUGCGGGCAGUGGGGCAGUGACAAAUCGCUCGGAUUGGGUGGCUACCCAAUCACUGAGCUACCACCAAGACAGUGCCGUCGGUGGUAGCCCAUUCACAGCAGCCAAUGCAUUUGCCAUCGGGCUCAACGGUCAGUCUACCCGGCAGGAGGAUGAGGUGCUUGUGGAGGAGCCGCAUGCCCUGACCAUUUCUCGACCACCGCGUGCAGGUCGCAGCGAGCGGCAGGCGGAGGAGGAUCAGGUGGACCGCUGCCGGCUCUUUGUCGAGGGCGAUGCCACCAAGAACGAGCUCUACAGUCCCGAGUAUCCCAAUCUGUAUCCGAAGAACAUCAACUGCACGCGAGUGAUAACAGCGCCGAAGGGACAAAUCAUACGCCUGGACUUUCGCAACUCGUUUAAUAUCGAGGCCAAGGAGGAGUGCAAAUUUGAUUUUCUCGAAAUACGCGACGGUCAGUACGGCUUCUCCACGCUGAUUGGCAAGUAUUGCGGCACCGAUUUCCCACCGGAAAUCACCUCCAAGGAGCGCUAUCUGUGGCUGCACUUUCACUCGGACGAGACCAUCGAGUACACCGGCUUCAGUGCCGUGUACGAGUACCUCGAUCGGAACCGCGAGGCACCCAGCACCGACCUCAACUGCACCAUCGAGAAGGAUGGCUACGAGGGCUUCAUCAACUCCACGGAUGUGCCGGCGGAUAUACGGGAGCAGGUCAUCCGCAACAAGAUAGCCCUCGACUGCAUUUGGCGCAUCCAGGUCAAGGAGAACUGGAAGAUUUUCCUCAAAUUUUUGGACUUUAAGCUGAGCAAACCGAACGAUUGCGAGACAAACUUUCUGGACAUAUUUCCCGAGCAGACAGUGAUGCCGUUGCGAGUGAAAAACUUUUGCGGUUCGGCUGGCGAGAGUAUUACGGCGGAAUCAAACAUUUUGCACUUGCGUUUCUAUGCAGAUCAAAUCGCGAUUAAUUCGACAUUCGGCAUUCUGUACACCGCGUUUCGGGACCGUGGAGCUGCCUGCACCGAGGACGAAUACGAUUGCGAGGACGCGACCUGCAUAUCAAAGGAUUUGGAAUGUAAUGGCCUAGACAAUUGUAAAUUUCGAUGGGAUGAGGAGAGCUGUACGGGCGAAACGGCUGGUCAAUCGGAGCAUGUGGUCAUCAUUGUGAUUGUGUUCGGCCUGAUACUUGGCGGCAUGGUCAUUACGUUCAUCGUCAAUUGCAUACGCAAGAUAAUACGUGAUCAGAAGAUAAUACGCGAACACAUUCGUGAGUCAAAGGAGAGCAAACUGGACGAGAUGGGGCGCAAUUCCAAGGCUCGUUCGCGCGAGAACAUAUCAAGGCAAAAACAUUCGCAGACCUCGCUGCAAAUACUGGACGAUGUCUCGAACCGCUACUAUCGAGAGGCAGUGCCCAUAUCGACGCAAUCGAGCAAAGCCGAUUUCAAGGAGAAGGAGCACAGCAUUCUGCGACGCCACCCAGACAUGACCCAAACGAGUCUAUGCGGCAUCGGCAUUGGCGACGAUGGUGAGUCGAGCUCGACCACAACGGCCACGCACACGCACGAGAUGAUGACAAAGGCGGCCAUGUCGGCGGCACCAGUUAAUGCCUGCGAUAUGGGCUGUCAGACGAGGGAAUCUCUGUUCGUCAACAGUCCCGGCAUCGGGCCCGGAGCGGGUGCUGGUGUUGGCUUUGGUGGUGGAGGUGGAGGCGGAGGUGGAGGUGGAGGCGGAGGCUUCGGCAUUGCGACUCUAAUGAGACAAAAGUCAAGCUCGUCUUCGCAGGGAGGUGGCAGCGUGACGGGCGUUGGGAUGCCACCACCUCCACCACGCUUUUUCUCCACCUUUGGCUAUGAGCCGGCUCCACACGGCCAAGGAUCACCCUCGCUGCCGCAGUCCACACCGCCGCCGCCGGUGGUGGGCACACUGACACGACGCAGCAUGCAACAUCAGCAACAGCAACAGCAGCAGAUGCAGAUGCAGCAGCAAAUUCAUCCCGAGUCGAUGGAGCUGGAGGAGCGACAUAGCGGCCGUUCGCAUUAUGGCGGACUCAUGCUGACCCCAACAGCCAAGCCGCCACAGGAGAUCUGUCACCACCAUCACCAGCACCAGCAGCACCAGCAGCACCAGCAGCAGCAACAGCAACAUCAUACACAACUGCAGCAGCAGCAACAGCAGCAGCAACAGCAGCAGCAACAGCAGCAGCAGCAACAUCAACAGCAACAGCGCAUGCAUCAUGCACAUCCUGCCCAUCAGCAUCCACCAAGCAUUGCAGCACGAAUCCCAGCCAUGGGCCUUCAGAAGGGACAUGGCCAGGGCCAGGGACAUGGCCAGGGAAUGGGACAGACAACGAUCCUGCCCGGCAAGCAGCCGCAGCCGCAGCAGCAGCAGCAAAAGAACGAGGAGUCCAAAGUAUUCAUCGACAUACGGAAUUCAGCGCCAGACGUGAUUAUCAUGACGUCCCAUUGACAUUUAAGGAUUGCCCGCCAAUCAACAAGAACAACAGCAGCAACAGCAACAACUACGACCAACAGGAACAUCAGGAGGAACCACGGGGAGUGGAGGAGGAGCAGCAGCAGCAGCAGCAGCAGCAACAGCAGCAGCAGCUGGACGUUAGCCAACAUAUUAACCGCAGCGACGCUGAUGACACAACACGGACACGGAGGCGGCAACUCGCAAUCAGCUCGGGGGCAGGUCCUGUGCCUCUGUCUGUGCCAGUUCCAGUUCCAGUUCC
Messenger RNA from Drosophila obscura, 2899 nucleotides. RefSeq lists its product as uncharacterized. Gene Ontology annotation, molecular function: protein binding. The transcript is spliced from 11 exons. Lineage: Eukaryota; Metazoa; Arthropoda; Insecta; Diptera; Drosophilidae. The annotation marks the transcript as partial. The record is from RefSeq and is a predicted model, not a curated record.